Molecule: messenger RNA, 609 nt
Organism: Hippopotamus amphibius kiboko
Lineage: Eukaryota; Metazoa; Chordata; Mammalia; Artiodactyla; Hippopotamidae
Gene: LCN6
Product: lipocalin 6
Exons: 7
Coding region: 1-609 (202 amino acids)
Molecular function (GO): small molecule binding
Source: RefSeq, a predicted model, not a curated record
AUGAGUGGCGUCCUGCUGGCUGCCCUUCUGGCUUUGGCCUCGGUGCCCGGGGCCGGGGCAGUGUGGCUGGGCAGGCUGGACCCUCAGCAGCUCCUGGGCUCCUGGUACAUUCUCGCCGUGGCCUCGGGGGAGAAGGACUUUGUGGUGGAGAAGGCCACGAAGAACAUCGAGGGGGUUGUGGUGAGCCUCACGCCAGAGAAUACCCUGAAGGUGCUGUCCUCCCGGCACAGGCUGGAGAGAUGCCACCUGCACGCUGUGGAACUGGUGAAACAAAAUUCCGGAUGGGUGUUCGGGAAUCCCUCCCGGGGCGUGCUGGAGUACCGGGUGCUGGGCACCAACUUCAGGGACUACGCCGUGGUGUUCACGCAGCUGGAGCUCGAGGACGAGGCCUUCAGCACCGUGGAGCUGUACGGCCGCUCGGAGCUGGCUAGCCGCGAGGCCAUGGGCCUCUUCACCCGGUGGAGCACGAGCCUGGGCUUCCUGUCCCAGCAGCAGGCCAAGCUGCGCAGGGACCUCACCUGCGCGCACAAGGUCUUCCAGGUAAGCACGGGCCCGGGGCAGGCGGGAGGCUGGUCCCCCUACGUGGACAAGACCCCGCGAUCUGGAUGA